AUGUGUCGGUUAGUAUCACUUAUUUUUUUGGUGUCUCUUCAUCUUUGCAAUUCACAAAUUCCGUCAUCUCCAUAUGGAAAAACGAGUGAUAUUUGUCCGAAAGCGAAUAAUAAUGAAUAUUAUGUCAAUGGAUACAAAGGAACGCCAUAUAUCUUGAAACCAUUUCAGAAUAAUUUUGUAAAUCCAUCGAUUCUUUCUCCAUCAUCUAAAGUAUGUCGUUCAGAUGGACAUUGCAUGUUUUCUUAUACAAUUGAUGUUAUUGAUGCCACAGUAAGACCCUUUGAUCAAAGUGUGCCUUCAUGUGCAAAUAAACCAGCAACAAAAUUUUUAACUUAUAAUAAGCAAAUACCAGGGCCAUCAAUCCGUGUUCCUUCAGGACAUGAAUCUAUUAUAAGGUUCAACAAUAAAAUUGGUAACUUAUUCCCAGAAACUUUUAGUCCCUGUACUGGAAAUAGAACAGGCAGACCGUUUAGUGUUCAUCUUCAUGGUUCAGCAAGUCUUCCGCCAUAUGAUGGAUGGGCUGAAGAUGAGACUUGCUAUGGUGAGUCAAAAGACUAUGUAUAUCCAAAUAAUCGUCCAGCAUACUGUUGGUAUCAUGAUCAUGCACUUCAUAUCACAGCUGAAAAUGCUUAUCUUGGUCUUGCUGGUUUGUAUUUGAUAAGUUCAAAAAAAAAAGAUGGUGGGUGUGGUGAACCAUGGAAUUUAGAAGAUAUUGAAGAAAAACAUAUUAUUCUACAAGAUAAAGUACUCGAUGCUAACUGUCAAUUAUUUAUUGAUCCAUUGAACAUACAUGAAACAAAUCUAUAUGGUGAUAUUAAUAUGAUGUCUGGAAUACCGUUCCCUUUAAUGGCUCUUGAACCAAAAUGGUAUCGUUUUAAAUUCGUAAAUUCUGCAGUAUCUCGCCCAUAUUUGUUAAAAAUAAAAAAUAGUACACUUCAGGAUGUUUCACAAAAUAUAUGCAAAAUUAUUGCAACUGAAGGAGGGUAUAGAGAUACACCUGUACUAUUUCCUACAGCAGGAUUAUUAAUCGGUAUUGCUGAAAGAUAUGAGGUUGUAUGUGAUUUUACAAAGUUAAAAGGUCAAACGCUAUUUAUUUGGAACCAUAAAGAUGAUGUUUUCAUGAAAGAUGUACCAUACUUUUGUUAUAGUCAUUUAAUUGCAAAAGUUCAAAUAUCUAAAAUAACUCCUGUUCCAUCGCCGGAAUUUCAAGAAAACAUUUCUACUCCAGAACCAGCGAAGCCAAUAAAACGAGUGUUAAAUAGUUCGCAUAUUAACACAGCAAUUCAAAUGGCAAAUAAUGGUCAAUUUCAUAGAAGAAUGGUUUUUGGUAGAAGCAAUGGACACUGGGUAAUUAAUGGUGAAACUUGGGACACAUUCAAAAUUGCUGCUGAAAAUAUUGGACAAAAUACAUGGGAACUUUGGUUAUUUGAAACCGGUGGUGGAUGGUUUCAUCCUGUACAUAUGCAUCUUGUUGAUUUUUAUAUUAUUAAACGUGAUGGUGACGGUGGAUUAAGGAGUUAUGAGAAUUUUUCACCAAAAGAUGUAUUAUUUUUAGGUGAAGGAAAUAAACUUUGGGUAAUAGCAAGAUUUGGUGCUCAUAAAGGUGAUUACAUGUUUCAUUGUCAUAAUCUUAUUCAUGAAGAUAAUGAUAUGAUGAGAGCAAUGCGUAUUAUUGAUAGUCAAAAUGGACUCACUGCUUCAACAGCAGAACCAUUUAUUUAUAAUGAUUUUGCAAAUGUUAUUUACAGCAAUUGGAACUAUAAUAACCCAAUGUUGAAUGACACUUGUGCAAAACCCACAUACAAAAUGCCAUUAUUUGACUCAACUUAUAUCAACAACAUGUUGAAUAAUAAUGUUUAUAGAAUUUUCUAUCCAACUCCUAAUAGUACUUUAAAUGGUUUCACAAAUCCUUGGAAAUCUGAUUGGUGUGCAACAUAA
Molecule: messenger RNA, 1938 nt
Organism: Rotaria sp. Silwood2
Lineage: Eukaryota; Metazoa; Rotifera; Eurotatoria; Philodinida; Philodinidae
Source: the annotation of a GenBank genome assembly